Emys orbicularis (European pond turtle) is the source of this 3127-nucleotide messenger RNA. Its product is annotated as alpha-2,8-sialyltransferase 8E-like. The record is from RefSeq and is a predicted model, not a curated record. Gene Ontology annotation, molecular function: alpha-N-acetylneuraminate alpha-2,8-sialyltransferase activity. Gene Ontology annotation, biological process: N-glycan processing; oligosaccharide metabolic process. NCBI's taxonomy places the organism in Eukaryota, Metazoa, Chordata, Testudines, Emydidae.
UCUUUCCCUGCCCGCAGGUUCAGGGGUCUGAGCCGCUGGCGCCGGCCCUUCGCGGAGGUGGUGGGUGUCUAUGGGGCCCCACUGCUCCUCAUCCCGGCCUUCAGCUUUGUCGGCCAGAGCACGGUCUCGUUCCAGGCACUCUACGCCCUGGAGGACUUCGGCUCCCCGGCCCGCGCCGUCUUCAUGAACCCCGAGUACCUGGCACGGCUGGACGGGUACUGGCGUCCCCGUGGCCUGUGUGCCAAACGCCUUUCCUCGGGCUUCAUGCUGGUGAACGCCGCCCUGGAGCUGUGCCAGCACCUCACCCUCUACGGCUUCUGGCCCUUCCCCACCAACCCCGAGGGGCAGCCCCUGUCCCACCACUACUACGACAACCAGCCCUCCAAGCCGGGCGUUCACGCCAUGCCCGAUGAGUUCACCCGCUACCUGGGCAUGCACCUGCAGGGCGCGCUGCGGCUGCAUCUGGGGCACUGCUGGUGAGGAGCUUAGCGGCCAACGCUGGAUGGAAUGAGGUGGCCUGGCGCCACCAUUGCAGGCAGGGCUUGAAGGAAGAAAUGAAGGACGGCCUGGCCCGGGUAGAGCCACACUCCGCCUUAGACACCCUGGUCCAGCCAGGCCUCAGCAUCGACGAUCGCCUGGCCCACCGCCAACCAGAAAGGCAGGCCAGUGUUUGACCCGCACCGGAGUCAACCCGGCCAUAGAGAUGCAGAAAAGAGCUGGCAAUGAGUCUUCGACGUCUGCCUAUAUUGGGGGAGACGCUCACGACGUCCAUUAAGACCCGUGUCCUGCCCCGGUUGGGAACCCCCUUGGGCCGACCUGUACCCCAGCCAAGGUCGAGCCGUGAGCCGCCCGCUUCCUCUUUGCUUACAACUUCCCACCGUGCCCGAAGUGGAGCUGGUGGACUCAGGGGCCUCUGAGAACUUCCUGGACCUCGACGUUGCUUGGACGCCGUAACGUUCCCACUCCGCGUAAGCGCAUCCCCGCCUCGGUGGAAUCCCUUUCCCCAGGCCCAGUUACCAUUCAAAUGCCACCCCCCCGUGGCUGUGACCCUGCUCCAGGGCCCCCGGGAGGCGUCGCUAUUUGGACUGAUCUGCACCCUGCCAAUUCCCCGUCAUCCUCGGCAUUCCUUGGCGGGGUCGGCCAGGACCCACGCAUCCAAGGGGGACCAGGCCCGGCGGCUGACUUCAAAGGUAGAUACCACCCUGUCCCUCGCCCCUCCGUCCACGCUGGGUGUUCUGGAGAAAUACCGAGACCGUGCUGAUGUCUGACAAAAGGAAAUCGAGAUCUUGCCGCAGGUUGUGAUUGAUCCAUCAACCUGUAGUGCCCGGGACCCAUGUUCCCUUUAGCUGUAUUUCCUCCCUCUUGGGACGCGUGAGGAAUACCUCGGUGAGAGUGUAGAGAAGGGGUUUAUUCCUCCUUCUACCUCUCCGGGGCGGGCAUUUUCGUGACUAAACACGAAAUUGCUGGACUUUGAAUGGAGGGACCAUUUGAAACGGCCGCCCAUCACUGAUACGAGCGACGGUUCGGCAGCUCCGUUCUGCGUCAGGAACCGCAGCUGGAAGAGUAUCGCCCGGACCCCACUAGCUGAAGCAAGAGGGAGAUCGGAAUUAAACGUAUUUAAACGAAUAAACCCGAGAGUGGUGAGACAGGGAAUCAUAACGUUAAGAGGCGUAAAUCAUUGUCCGUAGUUGAAUCGUUCAGAAAGGCCGUUUUUAGCAGUUUACAGCUGGGGGUAACAAGAUGGCGGUCGCCGGGAAACGAAAACGAUGGUCUUGGAGCGAUUCGGCCAAUCGCAAAUAGGCGGGUAAGGUGAGAGAAGGGUCACUCCAAAACCCGAAGGGUCAUGCUCAACUGACCCCCUCCCAAGUCUUCAAUCAGGUCCAGCUUUGAUUGACAGGUGAGUUUAAAAGCUGGGAUUGGUUCCUAAGAACAGACCAAUCAGGAAGGCUUAAGAUGACUGGUGGAUCAGUAUGUUAAUGAUGAGGAUUGAAGAAAGAACCAAUCAGAAUAGGGUAAACAUCUGCAUAUAAUGCAGGGAGGCGAGCAGCCGACCGGCGUUAGUCAGAGUGGGUGCCUUGAGUCUGAAGGGAGCCACUUACUCAUGAACCUUUUGGGGAGACUUCACUUGGCAAGAGCAUUUCUUCAACUGGACCUUCGUGGAGACGACCGUCUGGUUCAUGUCAGGGAAGGUGACAUAUGAGCCUGGAUAGAAACCCGCGUGGGGAGGGGCUAACGCAGUUCAGAGUGUGGGAGGAGGUACAGGGGCUCCAAAGAGUCACCAAGGGAUGGGGGUCAGAGGAGGCCCAGCCUCCCAGCUCUCCGGUUGUCCAUAGGGUCACCCUUUGUAACUCUUCCAGUCUGCCUGGGACUUAACUAUCUUGAGUAGUUUUGUAUCAUCUGCAGAUGUUGCCACCUCACUGUUUACCCCUUUUUCCAGAUCAUUUACGAGUAUGUUGAACACAACUGGUCCCAGUACAGACCCCUGGGGGACACCACGAUUUACCUCUCUCCAGUCUGAAAACCAACCGUUUAUUCCUACCCUGUUUCCUAUAUUUUAACUGGAGUGCCUGGCAGUGCCUUUGGGAUCAUCUAACGAUCCUUAAUUUAAUUUAAUGACAAGCCUUGUGAUCUUAAUCACCCUGCCUCUGGUUAUAAACAAACUCCCUGCCCCUUGGGGGCAGAAGCUGGCAGCAACACAGGACUUAUCACUGUAGCCUAUAGGAUUACCCUGUUUGCUUGCACAGAUAUCUCUUAUAGUUUAAUAUAAAUCGAUAAACCUAUUACAAUAAACCAAACACUUACAGUAAGUUUGGCUGUAAUGCAAGGGACCUACAGGCCAGAUCUGGGAUGUUGAGGUAAGACAAAUUUAGCAUAUCUAUGUCUGGGACCUUCCACCUAGAGAGAUAGAUAACGGGAGAAUGGCAUAGGGGGGUUCCAAAUCUGCACCCACAAACUUAACAGGUACCACCAGGGAAGAACCGGAGAACCAAAAUAACAGAUGUGUGUGUGUGACGUUGCACUCCGUAUGAUUUUAUAAAAAUACGCUAAUGGGUGAAUAUGAUGUAACUGGAAUAUGCUUCAUGCAAAAGGUCUCUUGUAAGGUAUCAUUACAAAGCUUAUAAUCUAU